CUUAUCAGCUCCAAGGUAUUUCUUCACCAUUGACAUACCAAAAAUCAAUUAUCCUGUGUCACUCGCAAAACCCGCUAUAUCUACUGCCAUGAACAGCUUAAUUUCGAGCUUACCAGCUCGAAUAUCAUUUACUGGUACGAAACAAUGUCAGCUACGACACUGUUCUUGUGAUCCGUUUAGAAGCAACUCUGUGUUUUUCAGACCUUCAACAACACACAAGACUUCCCGAAUCAUUUGUAUGGCGGAGCCCUAUUUGAUAGCAAAACUGGAGUCCGCUGUGAAGACUUGGAACGAAUUUUCGGUCAAGCUGGCUGAUCCAGAUGUUGUCUCAAACCCCAGUGAAUAUCAAAAGAUAGCACAGUCUGUGGCAGAGCUUGAUGAGGUUGUUUCGAUCUUCCGGAGAUUCAAAGAUUGUGAGAAGCAGUUAGAAGAGACCAAGGCUUUGGCAAAAGAGGACGGCAAUGACGAAGAUAUGGCUGAAAUGAUUGCAUAUGAAGUUGGCUCUUUAUCCAAUGAACUGAAACAGCUUGAGGAGAAACUGAAGGUGCUUCUGCUUCCGAGUGAUCCUCUUGAUGCAAGAAAUAUAAUGCUUGAAGUACGGGCUGGUACUGGUGGGGACGAGGCUGGGCUAUGGGCCGGUGAUCUUGUUCGUAUGUAUCAGAAGUACAGUGAGCAAAAUUCGUGGAAAUUCUCCCCGCUUUCAUGCUCUGAGGCUGAAAAAGGAGGAUUCAAAACCUACGUGAUGGAGAUUAAAGGAAAUCGUGUAUACAGCAAAUUAAAAUACGAGUCUGGUGUUCACCGGGUUCAACGAGUCCCUCAAACAGAAACUCAAGGUCGAGUGCACACUUCAACUGCAACUGUAGCCAUCAUGCCUGAGGCUGAUGAAGUUGAGGUGGAAAUUGACCCCAAAGAAAUUGAACUUACUACAGCAAGGUCUGGGGGCGCUGGAGGGCAGAAUGUCAACAAGGUGGAGACAGCUAUUGAUCUGUUCCACAAACCAACAGGAAUACGCAUCUUCUGUACUGAAGAAAGGACUCAACAUCAGAACAAGAAUCGUGCUUUUCAGCUCUUGCGAGCAAAGCUGUAUGAGAUAAAAUUAAGGGAACAGCAAGAAAAAAUCAGAAACGAAAGGAAAUCUCAGGUUGGUACUGGUGCUCGUGCUGAAAAGAUUCGAACAUACAAUUACAAGGACAAUAGGGUCACUGACCAUCGCUUAAAGAUGAACUUUGAGCUCACAUCAUUUCUUGGUGGCGACAUCGAGACUUCUGUUCAGGCUUGUGCUGCCAUGGAACAGAAGGAACUCCUGGAGGAACUCGCCGACUCUAUUGGAGCACCAGUUGGCUGAAUAGAAACACAAUACUCUGGAGCAAAUGAGGAAACAAAAUUUUGUAUUCAUGUCUUAUGCUUUCUAAUGCAGUGACUGCUACCUACCCUAUUCAGUCUGAGUUGGAGGCGAUGUUUAUGGUUUUGUUGAAGGAUGAAAAUAGUUGGGUGGAUGGUGUCAUUUAAACUUUGUACAAAACAUAUUAGAUUUUAGGUUAAAUGAAGAGUUAAAACAUGUGUAUUUUUUUAUUUUAUUUUUAACUGUGGAAUCACUCAACUCUA
Messenger RNA from Tripterygium wilfordii, 1605 nucleotides. RefSeq names its product peptide chain release factor APG3, chloroplastic. Lineage: Eukaryota; Viridiplantae; Streptophyta; Magnoliopsida; Celastrales; Celastraceae. Gene Ontology annotation, molecular function: translation release factor activity, codon specific. The coding region runs from base 89 to 1345 and encodes 418 amino acids. Gene Ontology annotation, biological process: plastid translation; chloroplast organization; thylakoid membrane organization. The transcript has 15 exons. The record is from RefSeq and is a predicted model, not a curated record. Gene Ontology annotation, cellular component: chloroplast.